GACACAAACGAACACAGUCGGUUGGUUUGACUGGAUCCUCAAACCUGCCACGACUGUCGAUGUCCCGCACCAGGCGGCUGCUGCGAUCAUCGUGUAUAGUGCGCGACCUUCGACAUUGAUCUCUGCCGCGAGUGUGUGCGUGUGUGUGACCGUGCUUACUCGGGUAACUCGGCACGGUUAUCGAGAGAAUGAGAAUGAGCCGGAAUAUGUAUGUUAUUAUUGUUGUUUUUUUUCGCUCAAUCCACGCCUGCUAUGAUUAUUGCCGAUUUGGCCGAGCGAUGAUGGUGAUUGGCACGAACGAAGCCACGGGUUGAUGCAAGAAGUGUACAACAGCGCGAUCGGGUUUUUUUUUCUCGCGAAUCGGACAAUAAUUGAACCUCCUUCGCCCUCCAUGCUGUAUCAUGUGUAGUGACGCACAUGCCGAUAUUAAACUAUCAUUUCGGAAGUGAGUGUUGGAUAGAGCAAAAAAAAAAAAAGAAUCGAGAAUAAGAAGUUUAAAUCGAAGCCUUUUUUGUGAAACGAGAUCGAGUCGAGUUUAUGUGUGUCGUUUCCAUUCGAGGACGGUGCAUUUCUAAUUCAGUCGAAGAAUAGCGAAUCGUGAAUGGAUGUGUGUGUGUAGGUUUGGAAAGAGGUGUGUUUCCUAUCAUCCAAAAUGAGACCCAGCAGGUGUUGUGUUGUUUACCGGCUAUCAGCGCGAUGAUGCAAAUGGAAUAAUUUAUUCAGUUUUAUUCUAUUUGAGGAAGAGGUGGAAAGUGCUUUUGAAAAUAUGUGAAGAAUGUUGAGUUCGAAGCGACGAGGGUAAAAAGAAAGCUUGAUCGUAUUGUUGAUUAAAUUUUCGGAAAAUUAUAAUCGUUGUCGUCACAUUCGAAGUGUUGUGCAAUAUGUUUUCGGGAAUAACUUUCAGCUAAUCAGAUUUAUCCGUGUCUAGAUAAGACCGAUGUGUGUUCGGCAAACCGAUCGGUUGCACGUCCUCACAGCAGUUUCGGAACGCACGUCAGUCACAACCUUCCCGCGUACCGUCCCGUGCUAACGUCAACCCCCCCUUUCACCACACCAGUGAAACCGCGCAGUCGUGGAUGAUCCAGUUGACAUAAUUUUUUGGGAAUUUCCCUCAUCGGCAGUCACUAAUCCCCAGAUAAUGAGUUGUUCGAUUUGUAACUAAGCUAGCUGAGUCUCGUUGGAGGCAGGAUGAACGAACCGGGUCUGGUCUCCGGCUCCUCUUCUUCAUCAUGCUCGACUCAUACUAGUACCAGAGAUUGUUGUCUCCUUCGCAGUUCACCGGUUGUGGCCGGACUGGUAGCGAACAUUGAAGCCCGUACGACGGCGACUGACGUCAAAGCAAGUUGUUUGCCCCGGCAUCCAGUGGUGGAUAGCUGUGAAGUGAGGGUUGUUCAGUCAAGCGACGCUCCGGUUAGUAGCGUUCCCCAAGAUAAGGAGGCUGCAGUGGAAAUGAUCGGCACGGCGAGAGGUGGCCGACCACGACAGCGAAAAGCUGCCGUUUACAAAGGUUUUUGGGGUGAUGAAGAUGGAACUGGUCGCCGUGACGGUCGGUCAGGGUCAGGGUCCCUGUCUUCCGGGGUAGAAAGCGAUGAGGAUAUGGUUCGAUUUCCGUGCGUCGAGCGAUUGAUUGAGAUGUAUGCAAAUAUAAUUAAGCAGCAGGAGACCGAAACGAAACGGUUUAUGAGUGCUGUCGUGAGUGGGGCUCGCGGAGGAGAAAGAGAAGGUGUAAAACACCGAUUAGAUAAGACGGCCACUGUCGGUCUCAGUGAUAAGACAGGUGUGAGUGAUGCCUGUGCGAAACAGUCCGGUUCGACGAGUAGUCCCGCAUUGGCCGAGCAGCUAGAAACAGCUAGCACCAGAAAACGAACGAACAGGAGUCCCAUUUCGGAUGACGAUUGGAGUACAAAUCAGCAAAGUCCUUACUGUUCCAGCGACGAAGAAAGUCCCGGAGAUCAAAUGAAGAUGAAAAUCAGAGAUAAAGUAACCCGCUCGUCGAGUUCCGACUCAGCCGUGGGGCUUGAUGAAGACAUUGGCCAACAGGAACAACAGCAAAUCAUCAACAGCGUAGGAAAGACACGCCGUCUCACGCUUGGAGUGUCGGACAUUCCCCUUCGCUCCGCACUACUACCGGUUCCGGAACCGACACUCCUUCCCAUCUCGGACAGCACAACGAUUGGCGUCGAGCACUGUCCAACCGUUGUCCGCAGCAAGAUGAUUCUGGAAGCACAGCUCAUCGAACUGCCACUGGGCAGCAAUCCACCCCUCGCAGAUUCCGGUUCCACCGAAGCUCUCGGAUAUCUCAGCAACUCGAUCUCACGGCGGGAAUCCGCCCAAAGCUAUGUCAGUGAUUCGGGCGCCGACGGAGUCCGUUACGUUCGCACACCGUCCGUCGUGGUGUCCGACUAUUCGGAUGAAACGAUGUGUGGCAUUACAUUGGAGGAAAUUGAGUACCUUCGCCGGCAUCAGCUACGCCGGGCAUCCAUCGACUGCGAGUCGGAUGUUAGUGCCGCUUCGUCCUGUAGCAAUUUGAAUUACUGCGGUUCAUCGAUAAGUGCGCUGGAAGGUUGUGACUAUCAGCAGUGCGGACUGCGGACACCGGAACGAAAGGUUUCCGAUUGUUCGACUUGUUCGACGCUCAGCAUCGACGAUGACGAUCCGGCGCUGCGGCAACGGCUGCAGGAACUUAGCCUGCGGCCACCGGGAGCCGAUGGCGGGCCGGAGCAGGAGAACUCGAAGAGACGUCCCAAGAAUAAGCCCUCUGGAUGGAGAAAGUUGCGCAACAUCGUCCAGUGGACGCCGUUCUUUCAAACCUACAAGAAACAACGAUACCCAUGGGUACAGCUUGCCGGUCACCAGGGCAAUUUCAAGGCCGGUCCCGAUCAGGGCACAGUACUGAAGAAACUGUGCCCCAAGGAGGAGAAGUGUUUCAAGGUUCUCAUGAAGGAUGUCCUCCGACCGUACGUCCCCGAGUACAAGGGCCAAGUAAACAGCGAUGAUGGAGAAUCCACCUACAUUCAGCUGCAAGAUCUGCUCAGCGAUUACUACCAGCCGUGCGUGAUGGACUGCAAAAUUGGCGUACGGACCUACCUGGAGGAGGAGCUGUCCAAAGCCAAAGAGAAGCCGAAACUGCGAAAGGACAUGUACGAAAAGAUGAUACAGAUCGACCCGAACGCACCGACCGAGGAGGAACACCGGGCCAAGGGGGUCACCAAGCCGCGCUACAUGGUUUGGCGGGAAACGAUCUCCAGCACCUCGACGCUCGGCUUUCGGAUAGAGGGCAUUAAAAAGAGUGACGGCACCAGUUCGAAGGACUUCAAAACAACGAAAUCCCGGGACCAGAUCACCGAGGCAUUCAAAGAAUUCACCGAAGGUUUCCCACACGCUCUGCCCAAAUACAUCCAACGAUUGAAGGCGGUCCGUGCAACGCUCAGCUAUUCGGACUUCUUCCGGCAGCACGAGGUGAUCGGCAGUUCGUUGCUGUUCGUGCACGAUCGACACAACGCCAGCGUGUGGUUGAUCGAUUUCGCCAAAACGGUUGCCCUACCGGACAGUGUGGCCAUCAGCCACGACAGCACCUGGAAGGUUGGCAACCACGAGGAUGGCUAUCUGAUCGGGAUCAACAAUUUGAUCGAAAUAUUCGACGAAGUGCUCGAGGCUCGACAGGCGGCAUUGAACGAACGGAUACCGAGGUUGUCACUGCCGGAUUUGGAUGAUUUUGGUAACAACAACUACAACAUCCGGCGUCGUAGCAGCAGUCGUGACGAAAAGACAGUCUGCGGUCGAGACGAUGAAACAGUGCAGCUACCGUUGAGCGUUGAUCUGAAUUCGUUAGCUUUGAGUACGACACCGCAGACAGACAGUCAAGGGGAAAGCUCCGGCAGUACUGUCAACUGUAUGAAUAAUAACAACUGCGACUGCAAAAGUGAUGACGUUCCGGGUUCCAAUAGUUAGUCGCAACUGUGCUCAGCUGGUCGAGCGUGGUUGAAGUGAGUGAUUGUAAAGCUCAUAUCAAGAGUCUGACGUAGAACUGAAACUAAGCUGUCGAUUUUUGGAGCAAGCGAAAAACUGGUAAUUUCGCCGGGUAUCUAGAGUGAGCGUCUAAGACUAGUAUUUCUAUCGCGUUCCGGACUAAUCUUCCUGGCAUUGAAAUAUUCGGCGAGGAGUUAGUUGAAUGCUUAAACAUAAACAUACGUGCGUACAAUUAAUUGUAUUGUAUUACGGUAUACGAUAGCCAGCUGUAGGUUAAGAGUGUACACAUUAGCUGUAGGGCAGUUUAGUGUUUUUCCAUCGAUAGCAUGAGAUUUUUCGUUCCAUAAUUGUUUACUCGAUUCUGAUAGACAAAUACGUAUACAUACAGCUAAACAUAUUUAUCAUAUACACUGCAACUUUAUUCCAUUUGGCUAUUCAAGAAGAUGAGUGCGUUGAAAUUAUAUUUGUUGUAGAAAAUAAUAAUCAUGAAAUUAUAUGUA
Topomyia yanbarensis is the source of this 4469-nucleotide messenger RNA. It is a transcript of the gene IP3K2, whose product is annotated as inositol-trisphosphate 3-kinase B. The record is from RefSeq and is a predicted model, not a curated record. Gene Ontology annotation, biological process: inositol phosphate biosynthetic process. NCBI's taxonomy places the organism in Eukaryota, Metazoa, Arthropoda, Insecta, Diptera, Culicidae. Gene Ontology annotation, molecular function: inositol tetrakisphosphate kinase activity; inositol-1,4,5-trisphosphate 3-kinase activity. The transcript has 8 exons. Bases 1189 to 3951 code for a protein of 920 amino acids. Gene Ontology annotation, cellular component: nucleus; cytoplasm.